Saccostrea echinata is the source of this 3124-nucleotide messenger RNA. RefSeq lists its product as uncharacterized. The record is from RefSeq and is a predicted model, not a curated record. Bases 91 to 2262 code for a protein of 723 amino acids. Lineage: Eukaryota; Metazoa; Mollusca; Bivalvia; Ostreida; Ostreidae. The transcript is spliced from 11 exons.
UUUAGCUGAAUGAAAAAAAUCGGAAUUAGUGUACCGAGUCAAGACCAUACAUCAGGUUUCUAGCGCAGUUGAAACCUAAGUGAAUUCAAAAUGUCGCAAUCAAGGACCACGUCGUUGAAAUCAAAUGCAGAAGAUUCUUCAGACAACUAUGAAGAGUCAGUGGAAAUAUCAAAUACGGAAAAAGACCUGGUAGAAGACAGGAGUAUGCAAAUCUUACAUUGUGAGGAGGAAGAUCAAAAUUCUGCAGCUGAUGAACCUGAAGAGUCCACUUCACAGGACAUCUGGAUUCCACCAGCGUCUUCCAAUAUCAUUAGUCAACAUCAGGAAGUGGAAUGGAUGACAGGAGAUACUUUAAGUCAAGAAGAAAAAUUAAUCAUCCUGUUGGACGAACUAGAAAUGAUUCUUGAAAGUGACGAGUAUGACGACAGCUUAAGAAAAAGUCUACGGGAAUCGAAUCCAGGAUAUCUUAAAAUAAUCGAAAAAAGAAGGAAAGAUCUAUUAAAAGAAGACCAUGGAAUUGUUGUCGCAGGUGAGACAAGCGCAGGGAAAUCGACGUUAAUAAACAAAAUACUACAAAAAAGAAUAUUUAAAGCCAAGCUGAGGGAGUCUACCUCUACAAUUUGUAAAAUAAGAAAUUCUGAAGAAGUAAAGAUUAUCACUGAACGUAUAAAUGGGAAACUCGAAACAAUUACUUUAACAGAAAAGUGCAAUCUUGAAACAGAAGACGGACAAAAGUUACUGAGAGAUACAUUGGAAAAAUUAACAGAUAUGACCUCAACGGAGGACAGCAAAAAUUUCCGAUCCGUAGACGUUGGAUUCCCAAUACCUUUUCUCAAGGGCAACACAAUUAUUGUUGAUACUCCAGGAAUAGGUGGUUCUGGAGACCUCAGCAAGAAACUGAUGGAAUACCUCCCAAAUGCAGUUUCCUUUAUUUUUGUUGUCGAUGUAGCAAGUGCUGGGGGUAUGCAGAAUGACAGGCUUCCACAUAUUCUGAGGUCAAUAAUACAGCUUCAAGUAGAAGACGAGAUGCCAUGUUUUGAUCCAGGAGAGGUAAUAUUCAUUACAAAUAAGUGGGACAACAUAGGAAAAGAAGAGGACAGUAGCGACAAUGAUGAAAAGAAUACCUGGGAAGAACUGAAGAAAGAAAUUAAAACUAGUUGGCCGUCUGUAAAAGAGGAAAAUAUUUUCAAAAUGAGUCUAAUAAAAGUGACACCACAAAAAACGAAUUCUUCAACAGAGGAGUUUGAAAAAUUCCAACUAUCCUUAAGAAAGAUUAUCAAGAAAAAUGAAAAUAUCAGACUUUUACAACAUUUAAGAUUCCUCCACGAGUUGUUGAAAAAUGUGAUAAAAGGGAUAGAUUCUGGACUAGCGUUAGGGAAAAAAAGUGAAAAAGAACAGAGGGCUUUAGCGGAGAGCCACAAGGAGAGAAUCAAGGAGUUAAUAACUAAAUGCAAAGAGGAGGGAACGAAGUUGCGGGAGAAUUUUCGAAAGAUAAUUGAAAACUCUGCCGAAGAAGUCUAUGAUUACAUGUCUACAGGUCUUGGAAAGGAUCGAAUAUUAAAUCCCCCAGGACAAAUGAGCUUAAUGGACAUUCCGUAUAUUCCAAACAUGUUCAGUGAACAGAUCAAAGCGAGAGUACAGAUGUAUGUCCAAGGUGUAUUGCAAUCAGAAGAAAAUCAAGAAAAGUUUCUUAUACUGAAAGAGAGAGUCCUUGCUUUUUAUACUGAAAUGUCUUCUGACAUUUCAGAAAUGGAAAAUGAUUGGACAGAAUAUUCAGAAGGAACACAUGCAGUGGAUGUUGAAGAAGGAUCAAUAGUACCAUAUGUGGCUGGUGUAAUUGCCACGUCACCACUCUGGAUACCAUUACUAGCGAUCGCAAUUGGCUUGGCAUUUGCAACUCUUGGUGUUGGUAUUGCUGCAUCGCCAGUUAUUGCACCAGUCAUCGGUUUUCUUGGUCGGAAAGAAAGAAGACAAAGAAUAAUAGAUGAGGAGUUUGAAAUGUGCAGGUCAACUAUUCGAAGCACAAUAUGUAAUCAUCUUGAGAGUGUUUAUAAGGAAUUAUUUGAAAAUCUUAUUCAAAAGACUAUAAACAAAAUCCUACCAAGAAGGAUAAAAUCAUUAGAGAAAAUGAUUCAUGAGUUAUCGGAAAACCGUCAGCAAAUACUUGCCAAUCAAGAAACGCUUGAACGUCUUUCUAGAAAGUUGAAAUCCAUCGAGCAAAGAAAAUUAGAAAUACAGAUGAGUGUUGAAUCAAUUAUAUAGAUUGAAUGUAUUUGGAUGUUGCGCUUAGUACUGAAGCUCGUGUUGUAACGUAUUCUAACUGCGUAAAAUAAUGUCAGCGUGAAAGAUGACAAUAUGUUUUUAUUGACUUGAUUCGAGGGCAACAUGCGUUUUGUCGGACCUAAGAACCAAACUGUUUGCCUGAGGCUGUUAUGCAGAAGGUAACAGUUUGGCUUGAGGGGUCGGCAAAAAGGAAUUUUGCCCGAUAACAGAGUCAAUACAUGUAUUUGUUUUAAAACUUUUACUUUUUAUUUUUGACAUAUGUUGUGCUGGCUUUUAUGCUAACGAUAAUUGAUAAUAUAUAGCUGAUAUCACUUACAGUUUGACAUAAAAAACGCAAUAUCUUAUCGACAGGUCCAGUUAAAUAUGUGCUUGUCAUAUUCAUUGGCUUUGUUAUCAUAUUUAAGGAGUCUUGUGGGUGUAAGUUCCAAACAUACGAUUUUUGAAAAAUUUUGUAUGGUGAAUUGUCAGUUCAUGAGUAAACUCUGUGCCAAAAAAGAAAAAUAUUCCCCAACUAGUUUGUCAGGUAACAGCGCUCAAAAUAUGGUCAUUUUUAUUGGUCCUAAGUGUAAUUUUACAUAGGAUUAUAUAGGGAAAACGGACAAUACCUUCUUCAUUUUACUAUUAAAAAAGACUCAAACAUAGGAUUUAUUUGAAAUUUAUACCAAAUCAUCCUCAAAUAUUCACCUUCUGAAAAAUAAAAAAAAUUUGGGUGUUAUGGACUAAAUUUUCUUAUCAUUGACAAAAGUUCAAAAACUUUUACUGGUUUAUCUGUUAUAUUGAUUUAUCAGGAAAUGCAAGUAUUAAAUGAAUUCAUAAUAAAUGCAGAAUGUGUACCCAUCAA